UUAACUAUUCAUUAAAGUCUACAGACAUAUUGAAUAGAGCCAAUCUCUUAUAUCGAGCAAGUUUCCUCGAUCAAAAGAACGCAGAAAGUCCACCUCUAUGAAAAAUCAUUCAGCAUUGCACGAAGGGGGAGCUCUAGGUCAAGAGAGUCUUCCCCGCUAUUUUGCCAAGUCAGGACCAGUGGAUGCUGAUCCCCGGAAGACAAAGAAAGAUGGAGGCGGAAAACGAAACUGGGGCCGCUCUGGCGAUGAAGUGCACGACUAUGGCUACAAGUUUACAAACACACGACGUCACUCAAACAGUAGCGCCCAGGGAAUUGCGGACUUCAAGACAAAGUUUGAAGCCGUUGAACCAGAGCCAGUCUUUGAAGAGACCGUGCAUGGGCCCGAUGCCUUUCCCGCGGAUGACGACAUGGUAAGGAAAGUUGAUAGCAUCAACAGUGAUACCACUGAAGGUAGUGAAGUCCCUUCGAACAAGCCAUAGCUAUAUCAGGCGAGGUAGCCAGGGAUCAAAAUGAGGAUUCUUCAAGAGUGAUCCUGCACAGACACGGUAAACCAGCAAGAGCUUUGUAUCACAAAGGUGACGAUCUUCUGUUUAUCAAAGACCCCUGCUAGGAAAUAUGAUGAGAUAGUUUGACUGCGUGUGCAAUUCAGGUGCCUUGCUCUAAUUCAAGAAAUCAUUAAAUGUGGAUAAGAAGACGCC
This is a messenger RNA of Aspergillus neoniger CBS 115656, 700 nucleotides long. RefSeq lists its product as uncharacterized. The transcript is spliced from 4 exons. The record is from RefSeq and is a predicted model, not a curated record. Lineage: Eukaryota; Fungi; Ascomycota; Eurotiomycetes; Eurotiales; Aspergillaceae. Bases 98 to 481 code for a protein of 127 amino acids.